Brassica napus (rape) is the source of this 2135-nucleotide messenger RNA. Its product is annotated as F-box/kelch-repeat protein At4g23580-like. Gene Ontology annotation, molecular function: protein binding. The record is from RefSeq and is a predicted model, not a curated record. Lineage: Eukaryota; Viridiplantae; Streptophyta; Magnoliopsida; Brassicales; Brassicaceae.
ACAAAAGAUUUCUGUCCAUAAAUUGCCCAAAAACAAUGUAUAAAAGUAUAUUAAAUCUACAGUUUAGCACAAAACUUUAAUAAAUCACAUAAAUCAAUAAGAAAAUUUGUUAAUGUCGUCCACAACUAAAGCCUCCAACACCGCCAUGAAUGUUGAAGUUCCAUCUGUUCUAAAGUUGCUGAUGCUUCCUGAAGAGUUAAUAUUGAGCUGCUUGGUCCGCGUCCCGAGAUUGUACUAUCCGACUCUCACCCUUGUCUCCAAGAGCAUCCGCUCUCUCAUUAAUUCGCCAGAGCUUUGUAAGACGCGUUCACUUUUAGCUUGCACCGAGAGUUGUCUAUAUGCAUGGUUUCAAUUCCAAAAUGACGAGAACACACAUUGGUUUACUUUAUACCGGAACCCUUAUCAAAUCGUCGAUGAUAACUCUUAAACGAAUAAAUUAGGUGGCCAUUUAUUAGUUCCAAUUCCAUCUUUAGAUUCUCCUCCCUCAGCCAUGUCAGGUGUUGCUGCAGUUGGUUCUGAUAUAUAUGCCAUUGGUGGAAGUAUUGAUGGCGUUUCUUCGUCUAGCGUCUUCGUCAUGGACACUCACUAUCACACAUGGUGUAAGGCUCCAAGUAUGCAUGUGGCUAGGGUGUCCCCUUCUGCUAGCGUUCUUGAUGGGAAAAUAUAUGUGACAAGUGGAGGAGGAUGGGGAAAACUUGAUUAUACAAACUGGAUGGAGGUAUUCGAUACCAAAACCCGAACUUGGGAGUUUAUGCCGAGUCCUGGCAGCGAAAGCUUUGACUAUGAAAACGUGGCGUUGGAAGGAAGUAUCUACGUGAGGUCUAAUGAAAGAGGAGAGACUUUCAAGCUGAAUAAAGGUAGAUGGAGAGCGGCAGACCUAGCGUUGACUAGGGGAUGGAGUUAUAAUUGGAAAAGGUUGUUUUGUUAUUGUGUGAUAGAGAACGUGCUGUACUGUUAUAGUUCCGUAGAUCUCUAUUGGUAUGACUUUAUUGAUAGAGAAUGGAGAGAAGUAAAGCGAUUGAAAGGACGACUGCCUAUGUCUUCUAAGAAUGAUCAUUAUCGAUUGGCAGAUUAUGGUGGAAAUUUGGUGUUUCUGUGGGAAGAGCAUGUCCAUACUAAGAAUGUUCAAAACACAACGUUAGUUUGGUGCGCUGAAAUUUCAUUCGAAAGGCGCCAAAGAACGGAGAUAUGUGGAACAAUUGAAUGGUGUGACGUUGUGUUUACAUAUACAAAGCAAGGUGAUUUAAUGCAUGUUAUUGCUACUACUGCUUGAUGAAUGACUUGAAUUAGGCUUCACAAUGAAUUGAGUCAUCAAUAUUUAUUUUGUUCUUUCAAAAACGAAUUGUUGUUUUGUUUUGAAUCUGUCUAUUUUAUAGGUUUAUGCUAAUAAAAACUUCUAUUUGGUUUCGUUUUGCAAAUUUACUAUUAAUAUAUAGAAAAUGUAGAUCAGAUUAUCAAGUCGGGAUUAUUCCGUUUUAGAAAUACUGAUCGUGUAUUCAUUUUUGUAAUUUUUAUAAAGUUGAAUAUAUCUUCCAAAAAUAUGUAUUCCGUACAUUUUUAAAAAAAAUAUUAUAUGACUAGAUAGUAAUCCGCGCUGUGCGCGGAAUGAAAUAGUUUAUUAGAUUAUUCAUUGUAUAUACUAAAAAGUUGUUGAAUAGCUUUUUCUAGGGAUGAACAUUCAUAUAUACGGUCAGAUUCAGUUAAUCUAUUUGGAUUUCGGAUUUUAAGAGUUAGAAAUUUAAAUCGUAUUCAGAUAUUUAUAAAUUGUGAUUUGAAUUUGAUUUUAAUCAUUGCGGGUUCAGUUCGAAUUUGAAUUCGAGUAAACAUUUUAAUUAUGUAUUUUUUAACAAAAAUCUAAAUAUACUUAAAUACUCAAUCUCUAAAAAAAAGAUAAAACGUAACAUUUUGAAUAAUGUAAGACUAAAUAUAUAAAUUUACAUAAGAAUUCAUUCAAUUUAAAUAUUUGGAUGGAGAACAUAUACAUAUUUUCAGUAUUUUGAACAUUUUUCUAUUAUUUUUAGAUAUUUACUUGUGACUAUGUUGAUAAUUUUUAGAUAUUUUCAUACUUUUGAAUAUCUAAUAGAUAUAAAAUUUAAAAUAAUUAACAUAUUUAAGUAUAUCAUUUUGAUUUAGAU